Messenger RNA from Anisakis simplex (herring worm), 1281 nucleotides. NCBI's taxonomy places the organism in Eukaryota, Metazoa, Nematoda, Chromadorea, Rhabditida, Anisakidae. The record is from the annotation of a GenBank genome assembly.
AUGAAUGCGAAUAAAUUGGAUGCAUCAACUGGGCUUACGUGCAUUUCAUGUCGUGUUGUGUUUGCAAAUGGUGAAAUUCAGCGAGAUCAUUACAGAAGUGAAUGGCAUCGUUACAAUAUCAAACGAAGGGUGGCUGAUUUACCGCCAAUAACUGCACAUCAAUUCGAACAAAAAGUCCUGUCAUUCAAGGAUAAGGUAACAACAAUACUUCAGAAGAAUGCGGAAAAAGAAGAACUGGGCACCAGAUCGUCAUUUUGUGAAUUGUGCAACAAACAAUUUCAAUCGACGAAUGCCUUUGAGAAUCAUUUAAAUUCGAAGCGACACAAAGAGAAUCAAACUAAAGGAUCAUCCAUAUCACAACAACAACGCAAAUCAUCAAAUGAUAAGACAGAACCCCAACACACCAUUUCAAAUUCGUCUUCAUCACCGAGUCAGCAGAAAUCGAUAGUUUCACAAGAAGUGCUGGAUGCGGAAUCGAAAAUCGAUAGAGAAAUGAACGGCUCUGAAUCUGAAGAAGAUGUGGAUGGUUCCGACAGUGAAGGAUGGGUAACAGACCAUGGAACUGAAGAUGAGGAUGAUGUUGAAUUUGAUGAGUCAAAAGCAAUCCCCACAACGUGUUGUUUGUUUUGUUCUCAUCAGUCGAACACGAUGGAACGUAAUCUCGAACAUAUGGGCGUUUCGCAUGGUUUCUUUUUGCCUGAUGCUGAAUACUGCAUCGAUAUUCAGGGAAUGCUGCAUUACCUUGGUCUAAAGGUUGGUAGUGGUAAUAUAUGUUUGUUGUGUAAUGAGAAAGGUAAACGGUUCCGAUCAAUGGAUGCAUGUCAGAAACAUAUGCGAGAUAAGGCGCAUUGUCGAGUCGCUCAUGAAGGGAUGGCUAUGCUUGAAUUUGAGGAAUUCUAUGAUUACAGUUCAAUGUAUCCAGAGGGUACAGAAGAGGGUGGUGAACCAAACGAUAUUUUGAUCGAAGAUGGUUACUCAUUAAUUUUACCAUCAGGCGCUCGAUUGGGUCAUCGUUCUUUGAUGCGAUACUAUCGUCAGCAUUUGAAACCGUUGAAUGGACAAGGUGAAACUGGGAAUAGAAAGUUAACAAAUCGGGAAGCGAUCAAUAAACUGAUCGGACAGUACAAAGCGAUUGGUUGGACGGGUACCACAGGUACAUUGGCUGUUCAACGAGCGAAAGAUAUUCGCUUCAUGCGACGUCUUAACGCACAGAAAUGGCUCAAAGUUGGCAUGAAUUCGAAUAAAUUAUUCGUAUCGAAAGGUCGAAGUGAUCAGUGGUAG